AUGGGUGUGUUAUUGCCAAAACAGCCGUGCAAUUCCUGGAAAAAUGUGGGAAUGGGCCCCAUUCCGCGGGAGGCUCAACAGCGGUUGAGCCACACUCCUUUCAAUGGAGCCGCUGCUUCUUCACUCGUAAAAGCUACAACAAUAGCAAAUGGUGCCACCAGGCCUCUUGAUGAACAUAUGGCGGAUGGGGAGGUGCCAAUAAAUAACGGGGUUUCCGUCACUUCUUGCGCAAUGACCCCAGAAAUGCAGGAUGACAUCGAUGUUAUUCCAGGCACUUUCGGAGUUGCUCCCUGCGCCCCCUCGCUAAGGCUCAAGAGUCUAGCUGUAAACUCCUCAAAUUGUAAAAGCUACAUGCAUCGUCAUGAAGCGGUGAAAAGCCGCAACAAUAACGAUAGGGAUGGUGGCAGCGAAGGUUUUGGCAGGUAUUCUUCCGGCCCCCAUUUUCUGCCCCAGGAGGAACACUGGAAAAAAUGUGAAAAGAAAGUAAGUAAAUGUAGUUCAGGUAGUGAUUUUAUUGUUAAGCGAAUUCCUUCUCGCUUUAUGUCAACAGUCAUGGCGUUCGCACCGAUGCCUGAACGUGAUUUUAAAAGCAGUAGCACCGAUACUGAAGGUGGCGGUGGUGGACAAAAGGAAAUACGUGAGAAGGUAAUUGGUGGGGGCCAACGCAAAAAAUUAUCUGUGCGAGGGAGUGCGGAUUCUAUUUUAAUGGCAGCUUCAUUAGAUGGGGACACAAAGAGUAGAGUCCAUCAUAGGCUCUCAACACUGCAACUUUACCGGAGCGCGAGGGCGAAUACUCAGAGAAAAUGUGGGUUCAUUGAGCAAUGGCUUACUGAGGUUGAGAAACACAGGAGGGAGCGGUUGCGUCGGGUGCGAUAG
Trypanosoma rangeli is the source of this 876-nucleotide messenger RNA. RefSeq lists its product as uncharacterized. NCBI's taxonomy places the organism in Eukaryota, Euglenozoa, Kinetoplastea, Trypanosomatida, Trypanosomatidae. The record is from RefSeq and is a predicted model, not a curated record. The transcript has a single exon. Bases 1 to 876 code for a protein of 291 amino acids.